UUUACCAACUUUGACAUUUGCCUGUAAUAUUUUGUCGUGCGUAGAAAACAAAUAUAAAUUUGAACAAAUUUAUAAAGGGUUUACGAAAGACAAAAAUGGCAGAACGCAUAAUUCCAAUAACGAUGGAAGAAGAAAAUGAAGAACAAAGUUCUCCCAGCGACAGUGAACAAAAAAUAGCAAAGCCGAUGGAGCAGCUGAGUAUAAAAACAAAUAAACCCACAGUUCAAGUAAAAACUAUACAAAAAACUAACGUGCAUGAAGAGUACCUCAGAGAAUUCGACGUAUUCGAGGACCGUAAUGAAUCUAGUAUACCAAAUGCAAAUGUUCCGGAGAAAUUGAUUCUUGUAAUUGACCGAGCCCAAGACGAAAACUUUACCCCCUUUGUUGCAAACAAUUCUAAGUUUACACCAUUAAGCAUGCUCAAAAGAGCAAUACAGUUAUUUAUAAAGUUGAAGCAUACAAUAAAUAAGUCCAAUGAAUUUGCUAUAGUUGUUUUGAAUGAGAAUAACGCCAAGUGGAUUUUAAAUUUCACAAGCGAUAUGAGAAAACUGAAAGAUGCUAUUAAUAAAAUAGACAAAUGUGAGGUGGAAGAUACAUUUAAUUUAAAUUCUUUGUUUGAUGAAAUAAAGGAAAACGUUACUAUGCCUAAUCUCUUAAAAUUAGAAGUACCGCCUAGUUAUAUUGUUCGUACUGUGAUAUUUUAUGGACGUUCGUAUACAAUUCCCAAAAUUCAACUUAAUGAGAGUAUAGAAAACUUAUUGGAAAACCCGUAUUUCAUAUGUGACGUGUUGAUUACACACGAACCUGUAGAAUCCAGCAAUUACUGUCACAAAAUAUUUAACGCAUUGCAGGAAUUGGAUAAAAAGGGACUUGCUUACUUCUUUCCCGUGUGCAGAGACUCCAGACGUUUACAUAACUGUGCUGCUAAGUUGUUAGGCCACCCGCUGCAAAGGCCAAAACAAAAAUUGCAAAAAACUUAAUUAUUUGUAAUACUUGUGAAAGAAUUGAAAACUAAAUGUUCAUGAUAUCCUUAACCUUAACCAAUAGAAAUAAGACAGCCGUUAAUAAA
This is a messenger RNA of Anoplophora glabripennis (Asian longhorned beetle), 1069 nucleotides long. Its product is annotated as BRISC and BRCA1-A complex member 1. The transcript has a single exon. Gene Ontology annotation, cellular component: BRCA1-A complex; nuclear body; BRISC complex. NCBI's taxonomy places the organism in Eukaryota, Metazoa, Arthropoda, Insecta, Coleoptera, Cerambycidae. Gene Ontology annotation, biological process: protein K63-linked deubiquitination; positive regulation of DNA repair; mitotic G2 DNA damage checkpoint signaling. Bases 96 to 980 code for a protein of 294 amino acids. The record is from RefSeq and is a predicted model, not a curated record.